AGCUGCUAGUCUUAAAAUUACAAACUUUUUUUCUCACACGAGUGUUUCUGCCCUGUACCUAUUCAUAUUGGUCAACGAUACCAGCCGCUAUCAGUUUCACGCCCGCAAGCAUGCCGGUUCUCGAGAUCACUCAGCUAUGUCUGAAAGGUAUUACCGCGGAUGAUCCAGCGUUGCUCCAAACUUUAUCGGCUGUCCGAGACAAACUACAGACCAACUCGCAAUUCUACGUCUCCGUUGAGGAGCCCGAUUUGAUCUUCAUUCUGGGUAUAUGGCCAGAUCUGGACGCUCAUCUAAAGUUUCUGGCUUCUCCGGCACGGGAAGAGGUUCUCGGACCCCAGGAGGACAUGCUCGAAUUUCGUUGGACAAUACACGUGGAGUUUGGUGGCAUGCAUUUGAUUCCAGCGGAUGCGCCUAUCCUGGCAAUGGAGAGAAUGUAUGUCAAAGGAGAGCAGGUUGAAUCGGUCGACCGCGCUGUUAUCAAGCAUAUGCAACAGCUCAAAACUACUCAUCCGUUCAAUGUAGCACAUGGCUGGAGAUGCGACAUGGCUCCGGGAGACCAUGAGGUUCUCCUCAUCAGCGGAUGGGAAACUACACAGGCUCAUGUAACUUUGGUCAAAAAGGAAAGCAAUGACAAAGAUAGUGUUGCAGUUGAGGAUGAAGGGUUGAAGAUGCUAGGCGUUUUACAUGGCAAGAACCUAGAACGCAAAGCAGCAUCCUGAGAUUUGGAAUAUAAACUUCCAUCUUCGGAGUUUGGCAUUAUCGACUGUAAUGUUAGAAGAUGGAUCAUCUAGGCUCUAAAUCGUCUGCAAAAAAGAAGUUCAGCUUCUAUCUCCGUAAGAAGCGAGAGUAUAUUCUGUUCC
This is a messenger RNA of Pyrenophora tritici-repentis Pt-1C-BFP, 860 nucleotides long. RefSeq lists its product as uncharacterized. Lineage: Eukaryota; Fungi; Ascomycota; Dothideomycetes; Pleosporales; Pleosporaceae. The record is from RefSeq and is a predicted model, not a curated record.